UCCCCCUUCAGACGUUGUGGUCUAUAGGGCAGAUGAUGUAAAGGCCAUCUGAUUCUGUGGCCUACGGUUAUCGUGGUUGUCAUGUGGCCAGCACAACGACCAACCGCCUUUACUUUCCCCCAACUAAUGUCAGGUACCCAUUAGAGCUGGGUGGACUCAGAGAAGGAUCCCGAAAUUAAAAAUCUCAGUCUCACCAGGAUUCGAACCCGGGACCCUCGGUUCAGAAGCCAAGCGCUAUACCGCUAUUCCACCGUGCCUCCAAUUGGAGAAUUAGAAGAUAACAAUACAAUUAACCUCACUGUUAGCCUCAAAGAUUAGUAAACUUAGGUUCCGGUAUAUUACUAUGAAUGAAAGUAUUGACUUAAAUAUAUGAAAUUGAGGUAAACAAAAAGAAAGCGGGUAAAAAUAUCUCUAAUCGCUCAGAUUUAUCAUUGUUAGUCUAGAUCUAUCUAAUUGAUACAUUUAAUAUUAGCUUCGUUUUUUAACUCUUUCUCUACGUAAUUAUUUUUCAACGUUUUGAAGGAAUUCUUCAUUUUGCUAUUUAGUAUCUCACUACCCUUUCAUGAUAAAGCUUCAAUAGCUUUGUUUUUUUUUUAUCAGAAAAUGUAUCUCUUACAGAAUUGACGGGAAAUGCAUGCUCUUUUUAUAUAACACAAAGUCAUUUUUAUAAAAUGAAAAAUUAAUUUAAUUUAAUGAGGUCAAAUAAACGAUGGGAUCGUCGAUUAGGACAGAAGGAGUUCAGUAUUUUUUUUUAUAUUUUUUUUUUGCUUGUUAUUCCAUUUCUUUCUUUCUGUCCUUUGCUCUACAGCUGACACUAAAUCGCCGCACAAGACUGCUUGCGCCAUGUUACGUAAAAUAUUUCACAUUGACAAUCGUUCUUUAUAAUUCAUAAAUGUUACAACCGCUAUGCUAUGUCGCCAAUAUGGCAUUGGUGCACCACGAUUCUCACUAAAUUAACUCUUCCUGGCAUGGCAAUAAGCAUCUCUCUUAUCAAUGAUUUAAGUGGAGCAAUGGGGCGGAGUCUCAUUCCUAGCCAUGGUACAUCUAUCAGUGACUCGAAAGAUCAAAUCUCUCUUUCGCUUUUUAGUUUUCAAGUGUUUGUGGUUACUGUUCACGUGUCAUUGUAUUACGCCCUCUUAUGAGGAAUAAAAGGAAUUCUAAAGCGUGAUAGAACAGCUUUCAGCUUUGAUAUUUCUUCAAUAAAAUAAACUCAUUAUGGAUACAAUAUAGCGUAGUAAUUUUUUAAAAAAAAAUUCGCUUGUAUUUUAAAAAUAUAUUAUUUUCGCAAUCUGUAUGAAAAAAAAAACAAUGCCUACUUUUUUAUGGCUCAUGGCAAUUUGUCUAAUGUGUAGUAAAGCGGACAACGCUAGUUCAACAGCUAUAUGCCAGAGUCGUGAGCUAGAUCUUCAUAUAGUGAUAGACUGUCAGCACCCGCCACGUAAAUGGGACAUGAUAAGAAACAUCAUACAUUUGUUCCCAACUUCUGGCUCAGAAAAUAUAACCCAGAAACUAUCAGUGACAUUGAUAGAUAUAUUUAGUUUAAAUAAUAUGACUGUAGAGAAAUCGAACAUGAACAAUGUAUCCGAACUUUGUCAGCUGCCCACGAACCAAACCGAACUAGAGACAUUUAAAAAAAGACUUUCAAAUCUAGUGAGCAACGUUAGGAGAGGAAAUGACCAAGAUUCCGAGUCGUUCGCUAUAUAUAUAUUCCAUGACCAGCAGAAUAUUGUUUCUGAAUUUUUAGACUACUCAUCAAAUUUUACAAAUAAUCUAAUGAUUGCUAUUUCAGAUCGGUAUUGGGUUGGGAUGGGAAGCUUUGGUAACUUUAUCGAGGUGGAUGGUGAAGACGACUUGUUGUAUAACAAUGAAUUGAGCCUUAAACUAUGUUCUCGGUGCUUAAAAGGCUGGUUUCCAACUUAUCAUGCUGAAAAUAAAGACAUCAUAAAAUCGUGUUUGCGUUAUGAGAAGGAAAAAAAACGCCUAACCUGGCAGGAUGCUGCCAAUUACUGUGCUCAAAAAAGGUCACAUUUGAUCACGUUUGAAACGAAAUUGGAUUUCACAUCAAUGCAAUCAACCUUAGAGAACAUUGUCAAGAAAUUUUCAAAAAAAAAUUUCGAGGCAAAAGAACCAGUUCUGUUUCAUAUAGGACUUAACACUUUAAACGCAAGGCUUAACGAAAAACUAGUGUGGAUCAAUAGCAGACCAGUUGAUUCAUUUAUGUACUCACUAAUAAAAAAUCCGAGCCUAUCAAUAAAUAGCAAGAAAGAUUGCUUUGUUUGGGACCUCACUGGGAUUGAAACAAAGGACAAAGUGAUAUUCAACGUUUUGUGUGGGGAUAAAAGAACUCAUGAUUUACUAUGUGAGCAAGAACUUUUAAAAUCAUCGGACUCGCUCAAAAUUAGUCAUUCAAAUGUUCUAACAUAUGAGGUUCCUAAUAAUAAUUUCAUCAAAAUUAAAAAUGUUAUUGCUGCUAUUUCGAAUAAUUUUGUUUUAAACCCUUCAGGAUUUCCGCUAUUUCAUUGUGGUUACAAUGAUUACCCGACCUCAUUUAACUUCGUAUGUGAUGGAUUCCUAGAUUGCCUGAAUGGAGAGGAUGAACAAAUAUGUAAAUAUGAAUUUGACGACUUAAAUAUGUGCAUUCGAAGUGAACUGUUUGUGUGUCGAAAUCCAAACGUCCACGGACUUAAAUGUAUUUCUAAAAGACAUGUGUGUGAUAUGAUUGAGGAUUGUCCUGAUGGAAGUGACGAGUCAAACUGUGAUGAUUGUACUCUGACUCAGUGCUUACCAAAUGUUUGUAUACCUGACCACUGGAUUUGGAACUGUUCAUCGUUAAACAAAGAAAAUUUUUUAAAAAACUCAGAUUUAAUAACAAUAUGUAAUUCUAAUGCUUUUAAUUAUUAUCUAUCAAUUAACGAAUUUAAUAAAUAUAACCGUAUUUGGACUCCAAAAUGUGUUUAUAUAAAAGACAGACAUGGUGUCCAUAUUGGUUGUACUGAUUUUUCUCAUUUGUCUAACUGUUCAUCGUUUGAUUGCCCUGAAGGUUUUUCCAAGUGCUGGAAUUCAUAUUGUAUUCCCGAUACGUUUAUCCACGAUGGGGUCAAGGACUGUCCUCACGGUGAAGAUGAGGAAAGGCAUUACCAUAACACUGGAUCGUACUAUAGAUGUUAUUUUAGUUUCAAGGAGUUUCAUCCCAUGUAUAUAUGUGACGGAAAAAUUGAUUGCCCCAGAGGUGAUGACGAGCUAAACUGUGGAGAACCGCAUUGUCCAUCUGGAUUUAUCUGUCGUGACGGGACGGUCACUGUCAAUGAUACAAACACUUUACUCGACAUGUCUUCCCUUUCACCGGACAUAACAUUUCUAAACAUUUCUGGCAUUGAUCUGUCUAAACAAGUCAAUUUUAUAAACAUAGUUUCUUUCAGAAAAUUGUUAGUUAUUAUAGCUUCGAGGUGCAAUAUUCACGACCAAACUAGAAUAAAGGCUGAAAAACGUUCUGUUUAUCAUUUAGAUAUCAGCUACAAUAAUCUUUCUCAGUUUUCGCAGGCGGAUUUGGUUUCACAUUUUUCUAAUCUUUAUUUCUUAAAUGUUUCUCACAAUGCCGAUUUAAGUGUCAUACCAAGGUUUUAUUUCCGAAGGUUUCUAAAGCUUACCCUACUAGAUCUUUCAUUUACCAGAAUUACGGAAAUAAAUGUAUAUUUCAAUGACAAAAUUCGCUUUCUUAAUCUUUCAGUAACAAAUUUAGAGCAUGUUAAGCUAUCUGAAAAGGCUGAAUAUCGAAUUAUUGAUUUCAGAAAAACUCGAGUUGCUAACACAAUCAAAGAAACAUUUUUCGACCACGCUACGGUAAAAGGUAAAGUGUUAGCAGACUUCAAACUUUGUUGUUCAUAUUUCAGAGGAGAAAAACUUCCAGCACAUCAAUGUGAAGCAGAAGAAGAAACUUUAUCAACUUGUGAAGAUCUUAUCGGAGAUUCUUUAAAACGAGUCUUGCUCUGGAUUGUUGCAAUAUGUGCAGUUUUUGGAAACAUGAUCGCAUUGGGCUAUCGUAUUAUAUUUGAAAGAGCGACAUUUCAUCUGACAUAUGUAUUAUUUGUUACUUGUCUUGGUGUCUCUGAUCUUCUAAUGGGCAUUUACCUUGUCAUUAUUGCCUCUGUAGAUGUAGUUUAUAGAGGUGUUUAUAUUGUACAUGAAAAUUCUUGGAAACAAAGUACACUGUGUCAGCUAGCCGGAACUUUGGCCACAUUGUCCAGUGAAACAUCCACUUUUUUCAUUCUGUUCAUAACACUUGAAAGAUUUCUGACCAUCAGAUUUCCUUUUGGCGAGCGCAAAAUUUCCAAAUCGGGUAAAUAUGUUUUAACAUCUGUAGCUUGGUGUUUUGGAUUGUUCCUGUCAGUGGUUCCAAUCUUAUUCCGAGAUAUGUCUUUAUAUUCAAAUAAUGGAAUGUGUCUCGGAUUUCCUUUAAGAAAGUCCACUGGUACUGUCUGGAUAUAUUCAGUGACCAUUUUUCUUUUCUUUAACUCUAUUUUAUUCGUUGUUAUCGCCAUGGGUCAGUUAUUAAUUUUCAUAACAAUAUCUCAACAUAGUUCUAAGUUUAAAACUGAUAGUCAAUCUUCUGCUAGACGAGCAGAUAACAUUACAGUGGCUCUCAAACUGUCAGUAGUAGUGCUGUCAAAUUUUAUCUGCUGGUUUCCGGUUUGUAUCCUGGCAAUAAGGACAGUGGUUAGUGACUAUGAGGUCACUCGUGAGACUUAUGCCUGGAUAAUAGCUUUAGUGCUACCCAUCAACUCAGCCUUAAACCCAGUCCUGUAUACUUUGCCACGUAUCUCUAAAUCAUGGACAGACUUUAAACGCAGAAAGUCUUCACAAUACUCAAAUUCGUAAAAUCGCCGCUAUACAAAGACAUUUGUUUAGAAAAUAUUAAAAUUAUUUAAUUGAAAUUACUAUAUUUAUAAUUUUUAGCUUUAGUGUCUGUUUGUCGUUUAAGGUUGUCUUGAGAAUAUGUUUUUAAU
This is a messenger RNA of Biomphalaria glabrata, 5003 nucleotides long. RefSeq names its product G-protein coupled receptor GRL101-like. The transcript has a single exon. Gene Ontology annotation, molecular function: G protein-coupled receptor activity; protein binding. Gene Ontology annotation, biological process: G protein-coupled receptor signaling pathway. The record is from RefSeq and is a predicted model, not a curated record. Gene Ontology annotation, cellular component: membrane. Lineage: Eukaryota; Metazoa; Mollusca; Gastropoda; Planorbidae. The coding region runs from base 1294 to 4875 and encodes 1193 amino acids.